AUGGCACCUGUGCUGUCCUUUUAUCAUUCAUGUGAUGAGGAUGCUUCUAAGGUCAAUAAGAAAGGUUAUCGCAGGUUCAACUAUAACAUUCCUAUGGAGUAUGUAAACAUAGGAUCGAAACCUUUGAAAACUUACGACUUGGGAACGCUCAAUCUUCAGCUCGAGUUCCCAGGAGAGAUUCACGACAAGAAGUUCACAGAACGAAAGUCAACAAAUGCUUAG
Cooperia oncophora is the source of this 222-nucleotide messenger RNA. The record is from the annotation of a GenBank genome assembly. NCBI's taxonomy places the organism in Eukaryota, Metazoa, Nematoda, Chromadorea, Rhabditida, Trichostrongylidae.